Molecule: messenger RNA, 2064 nt
Organism: Cavenderia fasciculata
Lineage: Eukaryota; Evosea; Eumycetozoa; Acytosteliales; Cavenderiaceae
Gene: nagB1
Product: glucosamine-6-phosphate isomerase
Exons: 4
Coding region: 1-2064 (687 amino acids)
Biological process (GO): carbohydrate metabolic process; N-acetylglucosamine metabolic process
Molecular function (GO): glucosamine-6-phosphate deaminase activity
Source: RefSeq, a predicted model, not a curated record
AUGACAACAAGUGGAGUUUGUACAGUUAGAGAUGACGGUCUAUUUGAUUGCACCAAAGACUUUAGAUCUAGGGAGAAGCUACCAACCUAUGUGUAUAAGCAUCCCGAACAAGCCAACACCUUUAUCUCUAGCGAGAUUGUCAAUAUCAUCAAACAAGCUAAUCAAGAGGGUCGUGCAUGUGUCAUUGGUUUGUCGGCCGGAUCAACACCCACCGGUGUCUAUGAUCAGCUGAUCAAUCUAUGCAAAGACAAGAAAGUCUCUUUUGCCAAUGUUGUCACUUUUAACAUUGAUGAAUAUUAUCCAAUCUCUAAACGUACUAUUCAAAGUUAUUAUAGAUUUAUGCAAGAAAACUUGUUUGAAUCGAUUGAUAUUAAUCAGAGUAAUAUCAACUUUUUAAAUGGAGAGAUUUCAGCUGAUCAAGUUGAACAACACUGCCAAGACUAUGAAGAGUUGAUCAAGACCAAGGGUGGUAUUGACGUGUUGCUCUUGCCAAUUGGCAAACGUAUCGGUUUCAAUGAGGCUGGUACCGACAAGACCUCCAAGACACGUCUCAUCGACAUUGAACAAAACACACGUAUCGACGCUGCAUCUGACUUUUUCGGCACUGACAAUGUGCCACACCAAGCCCUCACCAUGGGUCUGCAGACACUCUACAACGCCAAGCGUGUCAUUUUAAUGGCCUUUUCCGAAGGCAAGGCUGCCGUAGUCCAAAAGACGACCGAGGGAGACGUCACUACCGCCGUCCCAUCAUCUAUCUUUCAACAACACAAAAACUGUCAAUUGGUGAUUGACGAGGCCGCCGCCACCGAACUCACCCGUUCAAAGCAACCAUGGACUAUCCACGGUACCACCACUCCCGUCCAAAUCAAAUGGACACCCUUAUUGGCCCGUAAAGCUGUCAUUUGGUUAUCACUCAAAUUAAACAAACCAAUUCUUAAAUUACAAGAAGAAGAAUAUCAUGAUAAUAAUUUAGCUUCUUUAUUAAAAGCAUAUGGUCCAUGUCCAAAUUUAAAUCUUAAAGUAUUUAGAUAUUUACAAUCAACUAUUUCAGGAUGGCCAGGAGGUAGACCAAUCCAAUCACCACCAAAAUCACCAGCUGGUCUUGGAUUAGGUCCAUUGCCAAUUCAAGUACAAAAUGAUAAUUGGGAUACCCCUUCCGUAACCUCUUUACCAGUUUCAAAAAGAGUUAUUGUAUUUUCUCCACAUCCAGAUGAUGAUGUAAUUUCAAUGGGAGGAACAUUUAUUAAAUUAUGUGAUCAAGGACAUCAAGUUCAUGUAGCAUAUCAAACAUCUGGUAAUAUUGCAGUUUGGGAUGACGAUGCCAAGAGAUUUGCCAAUUUUGCUCAAGAGUUUACAAAGUUGUUUGGCUUUGAUGAGGCAGCCAAAAAGAAGGCUCAAGACAUUGAAAACUCUGUCGAAACAUAUAUUCAAGGCAAACAACCAGCAGAACCAGACUCUCGUGAAAUCCAAUUGCUCAAGGGUCUCAUUCGUCAAACAGAGGCACGUGCUGGUGCCCGUUAUGCCGGUGUCCGUCCCGACCGUAUUCAUUUCCUCGACCUUCCAUUCUACGAGACUGGUGCAGUCAAGAAGAAACCAUUGGGCGAGGAAGAUAUCCAAAUCAUGGUUGCAUUCCUCACCAAGGUCAAACCAGAGAUUAUCUUUGCUGCCGGUGAUCUUUCUGAUCCACAUGGAACCCAUCGUGUCUGUCUAAAGGCUAUCUUGGCCGCUAUCGACCGUCUCAAAACCGAACAGUGGAUGCGCGAUUGCCAGGUAUGGUUGUACCGUGGUGCAUGGCAAGAAUGGGAGCCAGAACGUAUUGAAAUGGCCGUACCAAUGUCUCCACACGAACUAUUGCGCAAGAGAAUGUCCAUCUUUAAACAUCAAUCCCAAAAGGAUAUCCCAGCCUUCCCAGGCACCGAUAAACGUGAAUUUUGGGUUCGUGCAGAGGAUCGUAACCGCGCCACCGCCAAAAUCUACGAUCGUCUUGGUCUCACUGAAUUUGAAGCUGUUGAAGCUUUUGUAAGUUGGUCUGUCGAUAAUAAAUAUGGUACUAAUCCAAUUUAA